AUGGCAACGACGACGCCUAAGGCGACGAGAAGGGCGUCGAUACGAGGGCGGGCGUGGCGGCUGCUGCGGCUGGCGGCGCUCCGGGCGCGGAAGGGAAUCGUCGUGCACGGUCUCGGCCUGCUCAAGACCCUGGGGUGCAGCGGGCGCAGCGACCGGCUGCGCUACGGUGAGCGCGAGUUCUCCAUCGACGAGACUCCGGCGUUCCGGUUCCGCGCCCCCUCCGCGCGCGUGCUCCGCUUCAUCCCCUGCAUCGCCCCCGCCGUCCCGGACACCCCCGACGACUACAGUGGCGACCGCUACUUCUUCUGCGACCCGCUCGAGAGGGUCGCGGGCAGCGUCGGGGACGGCCACGGUGCCGGGCUGAGCGAGUACGGCGUCGAGAACCUCGACGAUUGCGCGGAGGAGCAGCUGCUCCAGCGGGCGGUGAUGGGAGCGAGCUGCGCGGACUUCGGCGCCGUGGAACAAGAGGACGGCGAGGACGCCGGGGUGGACGUCAAGGCGGAGGAGUUCAUCGCCAACUUCUACUCGCAGAUGAGGAUGCAGCGGCAGAUCUCCUCGCUGCAGUACAAUGAGAUGGUGCAUAGGAGCAUCUGCUAG
Triticum turgidum subsp. durum (durum wheat) is the source of this 597-nucleotide messenger RNA. NCBI's taxonomy places the organism in Eukaryota, Viridiplantae, Streptophyta, Magnoliopsida, Poales, Poaceae. The record is from the annotation of a GenBank genome assembly.